UGAUCUCUAGCUGUUGACACACACCUCAGCGCACGCUCUAAGCCACGGAGACGGACACUCAUUGCUGCUAAUCACUGGUGGGAUGGAGGGGGGAUAGCCGUGUAGAUAUAUCUGCAUACCUCUUUUUUUUUCUUUUUAUGUUGUUUUUCUUUCUUUCUUUUUCUUUUUCUGGUACCUCCAACGCUCUUCAUGGAACUGACUGGCUUGGGGAGGACAGAAAAAGCAAUUCAGAAAGUGCGCUGAACUCAUCAGCUGACAUCAGCUUAAAACCGGGGGAAAUUUCUCUAUUUUGCAGCUGCCCUGUGCUGAGGGUGAACGGCCGCUACGCACACUUAUCAACGUCACUGUCACUGCCAUGCCUCGAUCUGGAGUUCCCCAGCACGCUUAGUUCUCUCUUCUACCUCAUCGCUUGGGCCCUCUGAUGCCUUCAUGACUCCAGGCCACCUGGUUCACAACUACCCAGUCCACUUCUACACCUGCUGGAAUCAUCCAGACACAUCCCUUGCAAAGGGUUACCUUUGCACUUGAUGCAUGGAUCCUGAAAGGACCGGGGGCAAAGGAAAGAGGAAGAACAUGUUCCUCUGGUGGAUUUUACUUUUCUCCCAAGGAUCUGUAUUUCACAGUGUUUGUGGGGAACUCCCUUUUGUAUCAAGCAACAAUGCAGCCAUGCUGGUAAACUGGAAUGCUGUUAACGGAAACAAGAAGCUGAUCGCCAUCUAUGACACCAGCGUCAAUGAACCGGGCAACAUGUCUUUUGUGAAGGAGACGGUGGAUAAACUACUUAAAGGAUACGACAUCCGACUGAGGCCGGACUUUGGAGGGCCCCCUGUCGCUGUUGGCAUGAGCAUAGACGUGGCCAGCAUAGACAUGGUGUCAGAAGUCAACAUGGACUACACAUUGACUAUGUAUUUCCAGCAGUAUUGGAGGGACAAGCGCCUGGCCUAUGUGGGAAUCCCUCUCAACCUGACACUUGACAACAGGGUUGCUGACCAGCUCUGGGUCCCCGACACCUACUUUCUCAAUGACAAGAAGUCUUUCGUCCAUGGAGUCACAGUCAAAAACCGCAUGAUCCGCCUGCAUCCAGAUGGGACUGUUCUCUAUGGACUCAGGAUAACUACAACAGCAGCAUGUAUGAUGGAUCUCAGGAGGUAUCCUCUGGAUGAACAGAACUGCACUCUGGAGAUAGAGAGCUAUGGCUACACCACAGACGACAUCGAGUUCUACUGGAAGGGAGGCGAGUCGGCUGUGACGGGGGUGACACGGAUUGAGCUGCCUCAGUUCUCCAUUGUCGAUUACAAGCUGGUGUCCAAGAACGUAGUCUUUUCCACAGGUGCCUACCCUCGACUGUCUCUGAGCUUCAAGCUGAAGAGGAACAUCGGCUACUUUAUUUUGCAGACGUACAUGCCAUCAAUCCUAAUUACCAUCCUCUCCUGGGUGUCCUUCUGGAUAAACUAUGAUGCGUCAGCAGCCAGAGUGGCUCUAGGGAUCACCACUGUGCUAACCAUGACCACUAUCAACACUCAUUUGAGGGAGACACUCCCAAAGAUCCCCUACGUUAAGGCUAUCGACAUGUACCUGAUGGGCUGCUUCGUCAUGGUCUUUCUGGCCCUGCUUGAGUACGCCUUCGUCAACUACAUCUUCUUCGGGAGGGGCCCACAAAUGCAAAAGAAACUGGCAGAGAAGGCAGAAAAGGCCAACAACGAGAGGGCGGCUAAGUACGAAAAAUCUUCAUCUCCUCAGGAGGCAGGUAGUAGGACCGCGUCCCUAAAACGGUCCAAUCAGGUUAAAGGUCUUCGCCACUCACGCUCGCCACAUGGUCAUGGGAACAUUCUGCUGACCACCCUGGAAAUCCAUAAUGAAGUGGCAGGAGGUGAGAUCACCACCAGCGUGGCAGACAUUAGGAACUCUCAGUCCAUGGUGCAGCUGGACAGCACUGCCUCAUCGCACAUCCAGUAUCGCAAGCAGAGUGGCGGAAUCGGUCCAUGCUCUGCUAGCCGUCACUCCCUGGACCGCUCCGCUCAGAUGAAACGCAGCCGCCUGCGGAGGCGGUCCUCGCAGUUAAAAAUCAAAAUCCCCGACCUGACGGAUGUAAAUGCCAUUGAUCGCUGGUCACGGAUCAUCUUCCCUUCCGUGUUCUCAAUCUUCAACCUCAUCUACUGGCUCUACUAUGUCUGAUUGGACUGUUUUGUUGAGGUGUUUUAUUCUGUUUUGUUUUUUUGUUGGGGUUUUUUGUGACUUUUUUCAUUUCAUUUGUUUUUCUUCCUUUUCUCUGUUGCUUUUAUACAUGAUGGAAUCUGCCACGUUGAAGACUGUAACACAAUAAGACAAAAGUGAAAAAGAGACUGAGAAAAGACUACUGAGUUUUGGACCAAGUUCUCAUUUAAGUUGUUUUUAUAUUUGCAGUCUUUGAACCCUUAGUACCGAGUUCUUUUUAUUUUUGAAAGUAUGUACUGUAAUUGGGAUUUGUGACAGUCAUUUCCCAACACAUUUGCCCUCUCAGUAAUGUGUAAAUAGCAAGAUACAAAGCCAGCAAUUGAAUAAAUAUUACAGUAUUUGCAAAAAAAAAAAAAGAAACAAGAACCAGUUAAGUUAAAGAUUUUUCUAAUCAAAAAAGUAAGAAAUCUUUAUACUACACAGGUGAUCAGAUAAGUGCAGGCAACUCCUAGAAAUCCAUUACCCUAUGCACUAUUAAUGCAUGUAAUGAUCAGCCGUAGUAGAAAAAUAAUGAGUACUUUUUGCCUUGGGUAAUACCACAACUUCACAGCAACAAACCAAUGUGUGUUUGUUUAUAGCAUUAAUAAUAUACUUCCUACUAAAUACAAUUUAUCAUGCAUUGAACUGGUAAACCUUUACCCAAACACAAUAACUUCAAACUCUUAACAUCCCCCAGGUCACUGGGAACACAUUUAGGGGUAGGUUUAGGCUAAUAUCUACCCUUUUUUAAAGACUUUAUCACCUACUUGGAACAUCCAGAAAAAAACUGUACGGCUUAAAUGAAUGUACUUCAUUUGAAAGGUAACAUAGUUUCUUCAAAUGUGCCCAUUUCCUAUGUUGAUUAAACAGAACCCUAGAACUGACCCUAGACUGACCACCGAUGACCAGCUGGAGGUUAAGAGUUUGAAGCGGAGGUUUUUGUCCUCUGUUCAGAAUGAUUAUGACUCAGGUUCUGAAUUUUUUGGGUGUCUUUUUCUUAAAAACCAAACAAAAAAAAUGUCGCUGAAAUAACUUUUUUGGUCAUUUGAUAAGGGGAAUAGAAAAUAAUAAGCACAACUCUGACAACUGCCAUUUCUUUCCUCUUCUACCUUCAACCAACAACACUUUUCAAGUGAUAGCAUGACAGAAUUGCACUUAAAUUUCUCCAACAUUCUAGAAAAACUGUUUAAGAAAACUGCCAAGGGCCUUUUGGGCAAUACAGUUAUUACUUAUCUCAUGAAAUAUUAUGAUAUUUUUGUACUCUGCGUCUUGAGGUCUUCAUUUGAGUUCCUAACCUAUUCUUGUUUUCUUUUGCGCCAUCUCCGUUGUGGUAAUAGAAUAAAAGACCCAUUUUUUGUACAUAAGUUCAUAGGUGUGUAUAUACAUAAAUGUGUAUAUGUAUAUAUACAUGUAUAUAUAUAUCUAUAUAUAGCUAUGAGAGGUGGAAUCAAAAAGUUCCAGGGAUGGGCCUCUGAAAAUCAAAACUCUUGCUCAUUUUAAAUUUGGGUCAGUAGACUUUAGUUCAAGGUUAUCUUCUCACGUACCAUUCACUGUUAACAGUGCAUUUUUAGGUCACUUAACAGAAGUCCUGUGUUUCUCUAUUGCUCACUGGAUCCACUCAAGUAUCUCAACAUUUCAGAUUGAUUUUCUUUUACAUAAUCUGGACGAAGCAAAUCUAGCAAACAGAUUUGCCAGAUUUGCAAAUCUAUUUGCAAAUCUGGCAAAUAUUGUGUUGAUGUUUUGCAUUUUGAAUGUACUUAGUGCUGACACACACCACAGUUUUUGUAGUUCAAUGCUAAAUGUUCUGCAUUGAACCCCUCAAGACAUUACCAUAGAUGUCUGCAUUGACCAGCUGAUCCCUGGACAAAUUCUUGUUGCAAAAACCAGUGAAUUCCAACAAAAUGUAUGACAGUACCCCUUCUGUCAUGACUGACAUGCCAGGUGGUUGAAAGCUGUGUACUUCUAUUCAGAACUUCCCACUAGUAAUCAGCUACCCAACUCUCAUCACCAGUGAUGACAAUUCCAAUACUUACUCCACAAUAAGUGUUUCGAUGAAAAUCACUGUGUUGGGUAAUUAACAAAUCUACAAGGCAUGUGAGAUGACAGUAUGUCACCAGUUCUGUAAGACAACAAUCACGCUGAGUCAUGGUACAGGCAAUUGUGCGUAGUGUACACCUAAGGACAGAAUUUCUAGGCAUAGCCAGGUGGCAGAAAGCUUCCACUUUGGUGCCCUCAGAAUCUCAUCACUGCUUUUUGCAGAUGAUGUGGUUCUGUUGGUUCUAUGAGAUGUGGGUCUCAUGGUCGCACUGGAGCAGUUCGCCAGUUGAUCUAUGUCCCUACCCUCACCUGUGAUCACAAGCUGUGGAUACAAGCGGCAGGAAUGAGUCUAUUCUGAACUACUGUGUUAAUGCAGCCAGGGAUAUAACCACCAACCUAAACUGUGAGUUAGUGGAAAGCCUACUCUACAGCCACCCCUAAUUAAAUUGCCCAACUUUAAUAAAUUAAAAACCACAAAUCGGCAGUACAAAAAAGUCUUUUGGUCUCUAUGAAUAGUUUGCCACUUCAUCAGCAACACUAAAUGGGGCUAAUUUUCUUAUAACUCACCUACCUGGAUAAUUGUUUUGGGCUCAAACCAAUGAUCACAUUGUCUGUCAGUUCUUGUGAUUGGACUCUGUGGGGCCUCAUCUACUUCUUUCAGUCGUUAAAUUGGACUGCUUCACUGUAGGUGUCUUCAUGGCGCCUUUUUGAGGCAUGUUAAUUGGUUAUCUGAUGCUUUGCUGUGAGGUAGAGACCUUUCAAGCAGUUCAACCAAUAUAAUUUAUGAACACAACCAGCUAGCUGGCAUUAGCUGCUAACGUAGGACUCCAUCUUUUUAUUCAUUCAUUUCUGGCUCCAGAAACAAACAUGGCAACUGCUAAAACAUUAACAUUAAAGCUCCAUAUUUGACACCCAUAACCAGUGGUGACAAAAAUGAUCAUCCAUGGUGCCAUGUUUUAGUCCUUUGACAUGUAUAUACGCUUAAGAUGUGCUGUGAAAAUGACCUUGAACAGUAGAUCAGCCAAAUUAAACUCUGGUAUGGAUUUUGAUUUUUUCGGGAGCCUGUUCCCAGAAGUUUUUCUUCACAUCUCAUAUAUCUCUGCGUGUACAACCCAAAAAUGAACAUGAUCUUUUUGUGAUUGUCAUACUGGCAAUUAACAUAAUUUAGUAGAAAGAAUUAAACUAACAGAUCUGUUUCACGCAUCCGUUUAGUUUUGAGCAUUUGUGGGGCACUCUGAAGACAUUCCUACCCAAUAACUCCACUCAAGACACUGUAUGUUCAGCUGUGCUGAGUGAUGCAAAUGGAUUCCAUAGAGCCCGAAGAUGGACCAAGAUAACCGAUCUGUCGUGUAAACAAAAGCACAUACUAGUAUUGAAUGUAUCAGAUCCAUUCUUCAGGGAGAGGAUAAUGAGCCAUGAUCAUCAUUUUUCCAUCAGAAUGUAACACCCAUUCCUACAUUGUGAGUGACAAAUAGAAUAGAGUGAGAAAGUAAAAAGAUGGUGCUUUACUAGUGUGUGCAUGUGCAUGUGUGAUGGAAAGUGGCUAUGGAGCCACUGAAAGAGGAAUGGCAUUGGUAGAUCAUUUGUUUUCUUGCUGCUUGCUCAACUAUGGACAAAUGUCAACAUAUAAUAGUUCUCUGGAUUAAAAAUAGCUCUACUGUCAGACUCUUUUGACAAACUGUGUGCCAUUCCACCUAAGGUCGCAGAGCCAUCAACCAGUUAUAACUUGAGGAUGUACAUUUGAAGCAUUCUUGAUCAAUCGCAGAUACAUGGAAUACAUCCACUGUUUGUGCAUGUACAAGAAUACAUGUAGAGAAAAAAAAAGGUUCCUUUUUAACCGUGAGUUUGUUGACAGAAUACAAUCAGUGAAAAAAUGUAAAGUUUUCUUUGUACAGGUUGAUAUAUGACUAAGAACUGAAUGUAUUGUACUUGGAUUGUUUCUGCACAAUUGCAGUUCGCUUACUGGAAAAAGGAUUGACCUCAGUACUGAUUAAUAUAGAGCUCUUGUGACCCCAAAUCACAUUUUCUGCUGUGUAUACAGGCCUGGAGGCAAAUAAGACCAGGGUACAAGAAAGAAAUGGCAGCGAAAUAAUACAUAAGUCUGCUUAGGCAUGAAGUUAAGGAAAAUGUAUGCUUUUAUGCAACCUAACAAGCAUCUACCCCUACAAAGUAGCUCCAGAGAUGACCUGAAACAGACAUUCUGCUUCCCAUUAUAAUAAUAACAACAAUAAUAAUGGUAUUAUACUAAAAUUAUCUGCAGUCCAGCCAGAAGCACAACAGAGGGUGUGUGUAAGAUGGUCUCCAAUAGGAAUUGUAAUUAAUGGCGCUAAAUGGUUUUAAUAGUUGCAUAUGCUUAUGCUUCAAGAGAAAUAAACCCAGAUAUUUAUUUAUUACAUUUUGCAAAUACAGUAUCUGUAAUAUUUUUGCUGAAAUCUGUGAAAAAAAUAAAAAAUGGAAAUAUUAUGUUUUUGUCAUAAGCCAGUCAAAAAGAACAAACAAAAUUUACACUUUUGGGCCCUGUUCAUUCUGGACCAUUACCUGAUCGUAAUAUAAUUCCAGGUAGCAAAAGCUUUUAAAUAUAUUAGAAGUUCUAUGGUAACUCUGUGAAGUAGUUCAUCUGGUAUUGGACAUGUCUUCCCCUUGAAGGCGAAAUCUUUCCAAAAAAACUUUACCCGACGGUGUGUUACCAGCACAAAUGGAGACUACAAAAUAUUUUUGGAAAUCCAGAAAAUAUUGCUCAAUCAUCAAGUGAUUUACAGUAAUGUGGGAACAAUUUUAUUUCACUCAGAUACAAAUUUGUCUCCACAUCGUCUUCGUGAAAUUGACUAGACUUUGUAUGUAAUUGCGCUACAUGUUGUUUUGCAAUGAACACACAGUAAAAGAAAAUGUCUUUGACUUUGGUCUUGGUCACAGAGCAUUGUUUGGGAAUAUCUUGCAUUAAUGCAAAAAAGUAAUGAAACCAGUCUGCCCAAAGAAGAUUCAAACUGCUUUGUGUAGUUUGAAGGACAAUAUUUCUACCCAUAUAAUGUUGAUGAAGCUUCAGUCUAGUGUAAAUAAGACUGAACACGGAAGCUAAAGAAAAAACCUUUUACAACACGAGUCUAAAAAGAUCUUCCUGACUAACUGGUUUGCUUUGAAUGACUUAGGAUCAUGUGCUGGCAUUACAACUGGUCAAUGUGUGAGUCAUUUUUUUUUUUAAAUUACUGAACUACAAAGUGCAGUUUAAGAGUAAAAGAAGGCAAGUGUUAUAAACUCUAGAUACCUGUUUAUCAUGCAUGCAACUACAAUUCGUAACUUUGGAGAAUUAAAAAGAAAAAAAAAGAUUUAUUGCAAACUCAUUUAUAAGAGCUGUCAGCUGCUCAUUUUAGAAAUGACACAAUGCCGUGUGAGCCUACAUCUAAUAAAUAAAUAAAUAUUAAAAAAUAAAAUAAAAAAAUAAAAAAAGUCAUUGAAUACUUCAGGUGUUGUAUGGCCUUGGUCCCAUAAUGGAAUGUGAAAUGUUCUGUGCUGCCACAAAAUGUAUUUAGGCUUAGAUUUAUACUGUAUAUCUCUGUAUGUUUCUCUUCCUUUUUCGGUAGAUUUCCAUGUUAAAAC
Pelmatolapia mariae (spotted tilapia) is the source of this 7824-nucleotide messenger RNA. Its product is annotated as gamma-aminobutyric acid receptor subunit beta-3-like. Gene Ontology annotation, molecular function: neurotransmitter receptor activity; chloride channel activity; extracellular ligand-gated monoatomic ion channel activity. Gene Ontology annotation, biological process: chloride transmembrane transport; signal transduction; regulation of membrane potential. The transcript has 11 exons. Gene Ontology annotation, cellular component: GABA-A receptor complex; synapse; plasma membrane. The record is from RefSeq and is a predicted model, not a curated record. NCBI's taxonomy places the organism in Eukaryota, Metazoa, Chordata, Actinopteri, Cichliformes, Cichlidae. Bases 532 to 2175 code for a protein of 547 amino acids.